UGGUGCCUGGAGGUUUCUGACUGAUUCUGAGUUUGUUUAGAAUCAUGCACACCAGCAGUCCACAGGAGGUCGCUUUGUAGAGCUCUGGCAGUGUUCCUUCUCACACAAAAAAAGCAGAUACCGCUCCUACUAUUAGGUUGAUGCUAUUCUACUGCUCUGUCCUGCUCUCCUUGUGUAAUUGCCUGUGCCUGGGUAUUUUCUUCAUGCUCUUGAGACUGUGCUGUAAGACACAGCAAAACUUCUUGUUACAGCUUGUGUCAUCCUAAAGUAGCUGAACUACCUUAACUACGCACUAUCAUUAGUGACAAGCGGCCUCAUUUAUAAAACUUUGCGUAACUUCUGGAAUGUAAGUGUGCGUACAGACAAAAAAUAGGAAAUGGCGUACGGCCCAAACAUUCAGAUUUAAAAAAACAUGUACGCACACCUGAAUGCAGUUUCCACUUUAUAAAUCACAACCUGCUUAAAAAUGUCCGCAGGUGAAUCUGCCUUAUGUUUCACCUCUGUACCGCCUGCAUUUACCCAUAAAAUUCCAUGCAAACACCCAAUAUUUAAAUUCCCCAUUCAGCCUUGGAGGGAUAACAGAGCAAAACAGGGCAAAGAAGCAACAUUUUGGAGAGUGUGAGGUAGAAGUCCUUGUUCAAGGUUGAGGAGGAAGAAUUUGUUGUUUGGUGGUUUUAGCUAACACGAGGCAGUUAAAAAUGUAGCUCCACAUUCUACUGAAAUGCACAAUUUAGCAUAACAAUAAUACAACAAUACAGUACAUAUACAGCAGAAGAUAAGAUACUGAAAGCAUUGACAGUUUAUACAAACAAAAAAUAUAUUUAUACAAGUAAGAGUUAAUCUUCCGUUCUUAAUCUUGAUUGAUGCAGUAUGAAUAUGCGUGGCCAAAGUAUACUGUGAUGAUUAAGUGUUACCAUCAUUUUUGAACAGUGUGUUUAUAUUUUAAAAUGUACAGAAUAUCAAAUGAUGAUUUCAAAUUAAUUGCAGAUCUAACAGGGGGGUCUUUAGCUUAUCUUAUCUGAUUAAAUUAUCUUAACUUUAGUCAAUGGAUAUUAAAUAAAAUAUACUUCUUAAACGUUUAUGGGUGGGCUUUUGUUUUCCUAUAUUAAAGAUACUAUUUACUAUAAUUGGUUACUGAUUGCUUAUUGUUUCCAAAGAUAUGAAGUUGUUGCUGUCAGACCACAAUCUUAAUUUAUAUUAUUAUUAUAUUAACAGAAUUACUGCAAACAUAUAAUUCAGGACUUUGUGUAGGCCACACCUCCAGCUAUAUUAAGCAUGGUUUGAUUGAACUGAUCUACAUUGGUUGUGUCUUUAUGUCUAGUCUGAGAGAAAAGAUGGUUCAAAUAUCGUUCCUCACUCUUCUGAUCUACAGGGCUGGUGAGUGGCAUUUAUCUUAGUUAGAUCAUCAUUAAACACAGAAAACUUUUUUUAAGAUUCUUGAACUCUUACCUUACUUUAGAACAGAUUUACAGCAGUUUAAGCUGAAUUGUGUGUUUUGUGUGUUAAUCUCAGACGGUCAAUCAGGAUGUUCUGUACUGUGUGUGUUGCAGGUUUACUCUUGGUGGUCGUGUCUGAUCAGAACACUUUAAGACUGGAGGCAGAACCUGGAGAUAAUGUGACUAUCUGGUACCAGCACAGCUUGACAGAUCCAGCGUAUAUUACCUGGUUCAGACACCAGAACCUUUCUUUACCAGAUCGUCUCGCUUGCCAACAUUAUAAACUGUACUUCUCACCAAGUCUGUGUCAUUUUGUUCCCCAAAGAAACAGAAUGAUGAUGUCUGUGAAUUCUGAGAGUACAUCUCUCAUCAUUACUGGGGUUAAUUACUCUGAUUCAGGACUUUAUUAUUGCAUCACCCAGAGGGGCAACAUCAUAAACUUCAGCAACGCAACCUAUCUACUGGUGACAGAUAGAAAUGAAACUCUCUUCAAAAGCUCCAACAACAACAUCAGAGACGUACCCGUGUUCUUCAUACUGAGUGUAAUGUUUGGGGCCGUGAUCGGGAUUCCCACCAGUGUCCUUCUGAUUAUUCUGGGUUGUAGAAAACAACACAGAGAUGAUAAUGGAUCUAAAGUGAAAGAAGUGGAACAGGAUGGGGACAUGGUGAACUACACUGCUCUGCAGUUCUCCAAGAAGAAAAGACCAAGAAACAGUGAAUAUUCACACAUUGUGUAUUCUUCAGUAAAAUGCUAUUAGAUCCUUAUUCAGGUCAAAAGGGCUGGGUUUAUGGAAAUCACUGAACGUUGCACUAUUACUUUUGUUUAGACCUUACUAAGCAGGUUAUUGAGAAAAAUGAAAACAUUUAAAUUAGUAUAGAUUUGCUAACAUGGUUCUGGACACAUUGCUUAUUCUUACAUACAUGUACUAUAAUUUAAAGUAGAGUUUUAUACCAUCCACAGUAAGUCAGCUUGUAUUGAAAGAUUCACUGAUCGUUACCUGGAGUUCGGUUUACUAUCCAUCUUGGAAGUAAUAAAUCUGUUAAUGUAAAUCUACUUACAGCAGACUGUCUUCACAAAGUGAGUGGACUGAUGGAGACUAGUGAGGGAAGGUGUGAUCUUUUCAGAUGGAAAUAAAAAAGAUCUGGUUGGAAUAAAAUACUAGCAAUUUGUCUAAGAAAUAUUAUUGUAUUGUGGUGAUAAAUGGAAUAAGAGGUUUC
Molecule: messenger RNA, 2654 nt
Organism: Astyanax mexicanus (Mexican tetra)
Lineage: Eukaryota; Metazoa; Chordata; Actinopteri; Characiformes; Acestrorhamphidae
Exons: 5
Coding region: 1526-2194 (222 amino acids)
Biological process (GO): response to bacterium
Source: RefSeq, a predicted model, not a curated record